UCAUGGAGAACAAAGACCCUGCCUCACCUGGAGAAGCUCCGCCUGGCUGCUCUUUCCUUAGUGCUGUGGGGCUGAUCACCGGAGACAUGAGGCUCUUUGGGGAGUGGGUCAAAAGACAGGUGCUCGUGGUCCAGCUGCUGGACUGGGUUCUGAGAGGCGUGGCUCAGGUGAUGCUUUUGAACAACCCGGUCAGCGGACUCCUCAUCGUGGGCGGACUCUUCCUGCAGAACCCGUGGUGGGCUCUGAACGCUCUGAUCGGCACCUUCAUCUCCACAGUGUCUGCUCUGCUGCUGGGACAAAACAGGGGGGCCGUCUCCGCAGGUCUGCACGGCUACAGUGGCACGUUGGUGGGCAUGCUGAUGGCUGUUUUCUCUGCAAAGGGAAGCUGGUACUGGUGGCUUCUGCUGCCCAAUGUGUUCAUGUCCAUGUUGUGCCCGGUGGUCUCCAGUGCUUUGUCCUCAGUGGUCGGUAUAUGGGACCUCCCAAUCUUGACACUGCCCUUCAACAUCCUGCUGUGUGUCCAUGUGGCAGCGACAGGAGGAAAUCACCCCUACUUCCCUCAGGUGGAUUUCAAGCCAAAUGACCAUCUGCUCGCUCUGAAUGAGUCCGUGCAGAGCCUGGAUAUCUCUAAGCUCUUCCUCUCGGUGCCGGUGGGAGUGAGCCAGGUGUACGGCUGCAGCAGUCCGUGGACAGGAGGUGUGUUCCUGCUGGCUCUGCUGCUCUGCUCUCCAAGAAUCUGCCUCCACGCUGUGUGCGGCUCUGCUGCCGGCAUGCUGUCCGGUAAAACUCAUUCACCCAUUUGCAUGAAAGGAAAUGCAUAAUUCACGCUGAGGCUCCAGCAGGGGCUAACAAACCGUGACGUGUUUCCUCCAAAUACCCAGUUAU
Messenger RNA from Gymnodraco acuticeps, 885 nucleotides. Its product is annotated as urea transporter 1-like. Gene Ontology annotation, biological process: urea transmembrane transport. The record is from RefSeq and is a predicted model, not a curated record. NCBI's taxonomy places the organism in Eukaryota, Metazoa, Chordata, Actinopteri, Perciformes, Bathydraconidae. Gene Ontology annotation, molecular function: urea transmembrane transporter activity. Gene Ontology annotation, cellular component: membrane. The coding region runs from base 3 to 821 and encodes 272 amino acids. The transcript has 6 exons.